Molecule: messenger RNA, 981 nt
Organism: Aspergillus ibericus CBS 121593
Lineage: Eukaryota; Fungi; Ascomycota; Eurotiomycetes; Eurotiales; Aspergillaceae
Product: hemolysin III family protein
Exons: 3
Coding region: 1-981 (326 amino acids)
Cellular component (GO): membrane
Molecular function (GO): signaling receptor activity
Source: RefSeq, a predicted model, not a curated record
AUGCGGCUUCUUUCUGCUGACAGUCCAUCUAUAUCGGAAGUAUUGCCGCGGCACCGGAAAACAUCCCCUCUGCCACCGGUACCGGUGGUGGAAGAGCCAGCAACACCGGAAAAGGACCGGUUCGAGGACAGUGACCCGGUCCUGCUCUCUUACGACGAGAUCCCGGAAUGGUAUCAAGACAAUGAGUACAUCCGGCAUGGUUAUCGCCCGGUCUCCAACUCGACUCAUGCAUGCUUCGCUAGCUGGCUGUAUUUGCACAAUGAAACGGUCAAUAUCUAUUCGCAUCUCAUUCCCGCCGUGUUUUUCCUCGCGGGGGAAGGCCUAUUCUAUCAAUACCUCCAAGCCAGGUACCCCGACGCCACAUUAGGUGAUCAUGCCGUGUUUGCCUUCUUCCUUUUGACAGCCGUCAUAUGUCUCGGCAUGUCGGCUACAUAUCAUACCUUGAUGAACCACUCCCUCCAUGUCUCCGACUUGUGGUUGAGACUCGAUUACGUGGGAAUCAUUGUCCUCACACUGGGAGACUUCGUCUCCGGAAUCUAUAUGGUAUUCUACUGCGAGCCUCUGCUGCGACGGAUAUACUGGGGCAUGAUCAUCACACUCAGCUGUAUCACUAUUGUGAUUCUUUUGAAUCCAAAGUUCCAAGGUCCUCGCUGGCGAACGUUCCGUGUCUGCACAUUCGUUGGUACGGGACUGUCAGGCUUCGCGCCUCUAAUCCACGGCAUCAGCGUCUUUGGAUUUGCCAAGAUGAUGGAGCAGUCGGGCAUGCCAUAUUACCUUGGGGAAGGAGCCCUUCUCAUUCUAGGAGCUCUUUUCUAUACGAUGCGGAUUCCCGAAUCACUGAGGCCGGGGAAAUUCGAUAUCUUUGGCUGUUCUCAUCAGAUCUUCCACAUUCUCGUCGUCCUGGCCACUGCGGUCCAGCUCAUUGGGAUUCUGUCUGCAUUUGACUAUAACUACCGGCACCGAGAAUGUAGGCACUCGUAA